Molecule: messenger RNA, 1131 nt
Organism: Rotaria sordida
Lineage: Eukaryota; Metazoa; Rotifera; Eurotatoria; Philodinida; Philodinidae
Source: the annotation of a GenBank genome assembly
AUGGCUGAAAAGAAAAAGAAGAAAGGAGGUGGUAAAAAGAAGAAGACAGGCGAAAAUGUCUAUGAAGCUUUACUUGAAUACAAAAUUUCUAUAAUUGACAAAGAACUUGAAGAAUGGCGUUUUCGAGUACAUAAACUCGAAGAAGAAAAUGAAGCAUUAAAAGGACGAGAUGCACAUCUACGUGAAGAAUGUGAAAUAACAAUGAAACAUCUUGUCAGUGAUGCUUUACAAUUUGAUAAAGAAAAUAUUAAUUAUCCAAAAAUUGAUAAAGAAGAUGUUAAUGCAGCUCUACAUGAAAAAAUGGAUGCAGCUGCACAUGAAGAAUCUGAACUAAGAGAUCUUCAUGAUCAAAUGUUUCAUGUUGAAAUUGAAAUCUUCAAAACAAGAAGUCGAAUAAAACAAUGGAUGAAAUAUCGUGAUGUAACACGACUUGAAGAACAACGUACUAUUCAAUCACUUGAACGUGAACUUGCUUAUAUGAUAGAUAAUUAUGUUGUUCUUUCAAAACAUUUGGAAAAAAAUACUAAAGAAGAACGAUUUGCAUUGACACAAGUGACACAAGAUAAAAUUAAACAAAAAACUCAAGCAGCUACUGAACGUGUUGCAAUGGGUCUUGAUCGAUUUACAAGAAAAAUGUUAAGUGAAAAUCAAUAUAUGAAUCAAGAGCUUUCUAUGCGAGAACAAGAACUUAUUGAACUUGAAGAACAUAUUCGUGCAUUAGAACAAGCAAAUCUUUCUAUUAAUGAAAGACUCAAUGCUGCUCAUAUAACUGAUACAACAACUUUUACAAAUACAUUCCUUACGGAAAUAUUCCAUGAUGAGAUAACAACAAAUAUUGCAGAUAAUUCUUUACUUGCUGUCGAUUUAGGACAAUUGACAAUACGUAGUGAUGUCCGUGAAAAAACAUUUGAACAAUUACUCAAUGAAUUAGAUCAGAAUACACCACGUUUGUCGACAAUUGCAGAUGAAGAUACUAUUACUUCACCGAUGACUAGUUUACAUAUUGAAGGCACUCAUAUGCAUGUUCAACCACCUCCAAUACUUAAUGAAGAAGAAGAAAAAUGUUUAGAUUUUAAAGGACCUAAAUGGAUUGAUACAGUUCAACUUAAACAAGCACUUCGUAAAACAUAA